This is a messenger RNA of Opisthorchis viverrini, 2181 nucleotides long. RefSeq lists its product as hypothetical. Lineage: Eukaryota; Metazoa; Platyhelminthes; Trematoda; Opisthorchiida; Opisthorchiidae. The transcript has a single exon. The record is from RefSeq and is a predicted model, not a curated record. Bases 1 to 2181 code for a protein of 726 amino acids.
AUGAGCUGCCAUCAUUGUGUUUUCCGAGACCAAAUUAUCUACGCGUGUCUCUAUAUUUCAAUCCAUUGGAUGCUUGUUCACGCUAACUGGGAAGAAACUUUGAACCGAAUUCAACGUAGCAGUCGCAGUGGGCGCACAACGAAUGAAGAACUGGAAAGACUAAGCUCAGCACUUAAUCGAUAUUCACAUGAGUAUCCAUUUCUCCAACCUUUGCCAUCUAAUUUUCGGCUGCCUUAUGAUACGAACUCUAGCUUUUUCGAUAGCACAAACAUCACCCUUGCCGAUGGAAGCACGAUAGGCGCUGCAAACAGCUCUCAGCGACAUUUUAUGAAUGAGUCAGAAAUAGACUCAGUUGAAAGUCUGCCGUUGCAGUCAGAUGAUUUAUUCGUGGACAGCCAACUCCCCCCACCCCAUGAUGUCGUUAAAUUCACAGAACCGAAAACCCACGUGCAACAUCGAUGGUGGCUCCUAUCCGAGAUUUGUAUGUCCAUUGUUGCCAUGGUUACACACAGUGUGUGGUUAUUUCUCAGCACAUUCCGACUGUUUACUACACACGUGACUGCUAGAAAAAGGCUGCUUCUCUUGAGGAACGAUCGAUUAAGUGCGCUUCUUGACCAGCAAUCCUACCAGCUACCGCCUUCCGGAAAUCGCUCCUCAGAUAAAUGCCUUUAUUAUGGCCUGCAGUUUCAUUUGGGUUGCAUUGGCUUCGUGUACGCGUUGUCUUUUCUAAUCGGGAAAUCGUUUCGCCUAUCACAUUCACCUCUUACAAGACCUGGUUCAACCUUGAAGAAAUCCUCCCCCAGCCCUUGGAACACAUUCCAGAUCAUUUGCGACAUCACCCGAACGACAUCCUUGAUCUUGCUGACCGUCUACUGGUUGAAUUUGAUGAUUUUGUGUGUGCUACAUGUGCGACUCCUGAAAAGUCUGCUCAAAGUACCUUUUGCGAAGUCGGAACAAUCUAGAGGGGAGCAUUUUUUCUACUAUUUUCACUUUGGCGCUUCGUGGAUUUAUGGAAUUCUACUUCGAUUAGCAUCUCUUCUGUUCACUAAUUUCCCAACAGUUCAAGGUCCCAUAAUGGCUAGCAAAUCACCCGCUGCUCCAGCAUUUGGUGUGCGGAUCCUCUCACUUGACUGUCAACUGUGUUUGGAAAGCGCGCCCGGAGAUACCAGUCCUCAACUGACAUGUACUUUCUCUUCGGUCGAGUUACUAUUAGAACUGGUGAUCGAUUUUUUAGGUGAUUUUGCACCUGUCAUCGCUGUCACUAUUGUUAACGCCCUGUUAUUCUCGUUAGUACUGAAAUGGAACAGAAUGAGUAGAAAGAUCAGUGAAUCUACCGUCAUAUUCGAUGGGCGGGGGGAAAGUGAAGGGUCGCGGAACGUGUGCACAAAUGAAAAUGGUCGCGCAAGUUCCGUGGACAUUCACGAAAGAUGCACAGGAAACAAACAGCUCAGGAUAUAUCUUGGGAUAUUCCUAUCCGUCAUUACUCCACUCGGAUGGACUGCCUGUAUUAAUCAGGUGACCAGAAUAACCAAUCACCUGCUGUUUGUAUUGUACUCCUUAGUUUCUUGCAAAUCCACCAACACUUGGUUUUCAAGUGAGUACAGCUCAAAACACCCUCAUUAUUGGCCUAAUCAUGCCAACGAUUUGAUUGAAAUUGCUAUUUUAGCCUGCAUUCCAGUGGGGCUUAUUUCCGCCCAUUGUAUUCCAAGAGAAAACAGACAAACAGCCCUUGAUAUGGAAGAGUCAGAGCCGCCGGCUUGCACCACCAGCUUUACUGUGGACAACGAAGCAAUCACGUGCCCUAAACCUUUGAUCACACCCUUUGAACUUCUGCAGCUGAAUGCUCUCAGCAGAGCCGAAUUUACUUCACAACAAUUCACACCAACCACGACAGUAAGCAUACAACCGGACUUGUGUACUCAACUGUGUCCACCGACAGAUCUUUCAUUGUGUUCCAAUUUGAAAACAAGUUACGUCCCCAUUUCUGUGCAGGUAGUGAGUCUGCCAACCUUUUGUUGCCAACCGUGUACUGUGGCGAUCGAUCAAGCUACGGUUACACCUGAGACACUGGCGGACCAGUCCUCUUUGUCAAGGGCUCACAACAGACCUUCGUUGGAACGGGGUGAGAAACCAGUGGAAAUGUAUAUAAUAUCUCGAGCAGAUGUUCCUUCCCAAUUAUAG